GAGGAGGUGCGGCUAGUGCGCGUGCGCAACCCCUUCGGCCGCUUCCCGGACACCGAGUGGAGCGGCGCUUGGCGCGACGGCGAUUAUCGAUGGAAUGAUGUUGACCAGCGCACGAAGGACAGCAUGCAGUACAAAGCGGACGAGGACGGGGAAUUCUGGAUGGAAGACACUGACUUCGCAAACUCAUUCGCUCGCAUCAGUUUCGCUAUGAAGACUCCGCUUCUUGCUGGAGCUCCAAUGGACGGCAUCGAAAACCUUCAUGUGUUGCGAGGCUAUUGGCAAAAAGGGGUGAGCGCAGGAGGCAGCCAAAAGGAUAUGAAGAAGUUCGCCACGAAUCCUCAGUACUCUUUGAUUGUCAAGGAG
Molecule: messenger RNA, 363 nt
Organism: Gryllus bimaculatus (two-spotted cricket)
Lineage: Eukaryota; Metazoa; Arthropoda; Insecta; Orthoptera; Gryllidae
Source: the annotation of a GenBank genome assembly